CAAGCGAUCAGCCGGUUACCCAGCAAAGGCAAGCGAAGCUUAAACCCUACCGCUCUUUCUAAAGGUCUACUGCCAUAUCUCCGGUAGAUUGCAGUCGAGCUCGUAAUGUCAGUUGCAAACUCAUCGCCGCCAUUGGAGAUUUUAGUUAGAGAACCGGAGGGUUUCGUUAUAUGGAACGGACCACCUUUCAGUAGUAAUCAGCCCAGUAUCAAGCUCGACAGAGUUCCUUGCACAAGUGCAAAAUUCAGCGAAGAUGGAUCCAAACUCAUGGUGAUAAAAUCCGAAUCUUCAAUUAGCAUCUACGAUUCCAAAACCUCAAAAGAGAUAAGAUCAUUUGAAUCCCCCAACAUUCUUGCUGCCUCUCUAUCUCCAUGUGGAACUUACCUUCAGACCUUUCAGAAACUAUCAUCACCACAAGAAAAAAACGUCACAUUGUGGAAAACAGAAACAGGAGAAUCAGUUUACACUACGUCCCAGAAGAACAUGACCAAAGCAACAUGGCCAUCAAUUAGAUUUAGCUCUGAUGAAACUGUUGCUUCUCGUAUGGCUACAAAUGAAAUUCAAUUCUUUGAUGCUGGUGAUUUUUCAAAAGGCAUGGUGCAUAAGAUUAGAAUUCCUGGAAUAGCUGCAGCAGAGCUUUCUAAGCAACCUGGAUCCCAUGUUGCUGUAUUUGUUCCAGAAUCUAAGGGAACACCUAGCAGUGUUCAGAUAUAUUCAUGUGCACAGGCUUCCCAAAGUGAACCAAUAAGUAGAAGAACUUUCUUCAGGUGUUCAACAGUUCAACAACAUUGGAACCAUGGUUCUACAGGGCUUCUGGUUGUGGUUCAAUCAGAUGUUGAUAAAACUAACCAGAGUUACUAUGGAGAGUCAAAGUUGUAUUAUUUGACUUUAGAUGGAACUCAUAAUGGGCUUGUGCCCUUACGAAAAGAAGGACCUGUACAUGAUGUUCAAUGGUCAUAUUCAGGGAAAGAAUUUGCAGUUGUUUAUGGAUUUAUGCCUGCAAUGGUGACAAUUUUUGACAAAAGGUGCAAUCCUCUAAUGGAGCUUGGAACAGGCCCUUACAAUACCAUUCGCUGGAACCCAAAGGGAAAGUUUAUAUGUGUUGCAGGCUAUGGUAACCUGCCAGGUGACAUGGCUUUCUGGGACUAUGUUGAGAAAAAGCAACUUGGAGCCACUAAAGCUGAAUGGUCAGUAACAAGCGAAUGGUCUCCUGAUGGACUUUAUUUCAUGACUGCUACAACAGCUCCAAGAAGACAAAUUGACAAUGGGAUUAAAAUCUUUCAUUACAAUGGAUCGUUAUGCUUCAAAAAGAAGUUUGAGAAAUUGUAUCAGAUUGAUUGGAAAGCAGAUUCACCUGACAAAUUUGGUGAAAUUGAAGAACUUGUUAAAUCUAUUACCUCAUUAAAAGUAGACAACAAAACACAAGGAUCAAAACCUGUGAAACCAAUAUCCACAAAUCCACCUGUUUUAAAGAAACCUUCUGCAUAUCAACCACCUCACGCAAAGGUGGCAGCUGCUAAACAGGCACAGCUUUUUGGGGAAAGCCCAAGCCCUUCAACGGAAAUGAGCAAGAAUGCAUUGAAAAACAAGAAAAAGAGGGAGAAACAAAGGGAGAAGAAGGCUGCUGAAGCUGGUUCGGGUUAAAUUAUGAGGUUAGUAAAUCUUGUUUUCUUGGGGCAUUUUGGACAUUUUGAACAAUAUAGGGACCGAAUUUUGGCAUAAUCUCAUUACUCAUACUUGUCAACAUGUACUGAUAUAUUUAUAUAUGAUUAUUUAAGUCUUAUAUGUUCUU
Lactuca virosa is the source of this 1792-nucleotide messenger RNA. Lineage: Eukaryota; Viridiplantae; Streptophyta; Magnoliopsida; Asterales; Asteraceae. The record is from the annotation of a GenBank genome assembly.